This is a messenger RNA of Paramecium pentaurelia, 279 nucleotides long. The record is from the annotation of a GenBank genome assembly. NCBI's taxonomy places the organism in Eukaryota, Ciliophora, Oligohymenophorea, Peniculida, Parameciidae.
AUGUUAACAAAGGUUAAUUUAAAUAAGUGCUACACAAUACAGCAUUCGCAGAAUUCUUAACAUCAAUAAGGAAUAUUUUUGGGAAUGAAAUUUAAUAAUUAUUAUUUAAUAUUCUUAGAGAAGGUUUAGAAUGUGAUAAAUAAUGUUCCUAUUUUUUAAGGAUUGGUACAAAUUUAUUUACAUAGUCGAAUUUAAAAAUAGAAAAAAAGAUAUGAAUAACUUUUGAAAAGGUGUGGAUUUAGAAGAAUAAUCAAAAGAAAGAAGAGAAUUACAGUAUGA